Messenger RNA from Pseudogymnoascus destructans, 1676 nucleotides. It is a transcript of the gene OGG1, whose product is annotated as 8-oxoguanine glycosylase ogg1. The transcript has 3 exons. Gene Ontology annotation, biological process: nucleotide-excision repair; base-excision repair; base-excision repair, AP site formation. Gene Ontology annotation, cellular component: nucleus. Bases 53 to 1357 code for a protein of 434 amino acids. Lineage: Eukaryota; Fungi; Ascomycota; Leotiomycetes; Thelebolales; Thelebolaceae. Gene Ontology annotation, molecular function: 8-oxo-7,8-dihydroguanine DNA N-glycosylase activity; damaged DNA binding. The record is from RefSeq and is a predicted model, not a curated record.
CAGCACUACUUUCCAAUCUUAUACUUUAUUUGUUUACAAAAAAUUAAAAAUAAUGAAUAGCAUACGUACCGGCGAGUGGCAAAAGUUAGCUGUGAGCCUUGCGGAUCUUUCUCUAGAUACUACCUUGCGAUGCGGACAAUCGUUUCGUUGGAAGAAGCUCAACGAGGAUGAAUGGACCUGUUCACUGCGUGGCCGAGUUAUAUCUUUAAAGCAAGAUCCAAAGCAAGAUCCAAAUCAUGUGCUGUAUAAAGUUACCUGGCCUUCCAAUUCGCUCCUUGCGAAACUGUCGUCCGGCGGCAAAGGAGUCAAGGUCGAGGAUGAUUCUAUCAAAGACGAUACGGAGGCCCUCUUACGGCACUACUUCAAUCUUGAGCCAAACCUAACAGAAUUGUACGAGCGGUGGUCCAAGGCGGAUCUAAAUUUCAAGAAGAGAGCGCCGAAGUUCACGGGGGUUCGGAUUCUGAAGCAAGAUGCUUGGGAAGCUCUGGUUGGCUUCAUUUGCAGUAGCAACAACAACAUCGCACGGAUUUCACAGAUGGUUAACAGCUUAUGUUUAAGUUAUGGGCCUUUGAUCGGUCACGUUCAUGAUCAAGCCUUCCAUGACUUCCCUACUCCCGAAUCCCUCGCAGGCCCAGAGGUUGAGUCGCAAUUAAGGAAACUGGGCUUCGGUUACCGCGCAAAAUAUCUUGCAAGGACAGCAGUCAUAGUAUCUAAAGAGAAGCCGGAAAACUGGCUUAAGAGUUUAAGUAACACCGAACCCUUCGAUGAAACCGAAUGGAAAACUCUCGAGCCGGGAGGACGGCCAGGCUACCGAAAAGCUCACGAAGAACUCCUAGCUUUACAAGGUGUCGGACCUAAGGUAGCAGACUGCGUGUGCUUGAUGGGCCUUGGGUGGGGCGAAUCGGUCCCAGUGGAUACACAUGUUUGGCAGAUAGCCCAACGAGACUAUAAGUUUGGCAAAGGCAAGCACAAGAGUUUGACUAAAGCCACAUACGACGCGAUUGGGAAUCACUUUCGGUUGUUAUGGGGAGAGGAAGCUGGCUGGGCUCAUUCUGUGCUCUUUGCUGCUGAUCUGAGAACUUUCGCCAUUAGGCUUACCGAAAAGACUGAGGUGCAGGAGGAGCUGCAGAUCAAAGCUGAGACCGAGGAUGGGGUAAUCGUGCAAGCGACGAUGGUGGUAAAGAAGCGAGAGGCAAUCAAAGAAGAGACGAUCAAAGAAGAGACGAUCAAAGAAGAGACGAUCAAAGAAGAGACGAUCAAAGAAGAGACGAUCAAAGAAGAGACGAUCAAAGAAGAGACGACCGACGAUCUAAACGUGGUAUUUUCGACAACAGCCAAGCGAACUCGACGCCGAUGAGGACGCCAGGAUAUCGUGGCUGAAGCCCCACAACGAGCCGAUUAUCACAUGGUCUUAUAUCUCCCCGCGUUGAUCUGGAUACGGAGUUUUUACCAGCUGCGUCCAGUGCUCGGUGCUGGGACUUUUGUUGCUCGUUGAACUUUUCAGCCCUACUCUUUGCUUUUAGAAUGGGUACGUUCAUGCAGGGUAUUUCUCCAACGUCGGGAGAAAGAGACCGGAUGACGGGAACGGUACUAGAGCACGAGCAGAUUUGAGGAAUCUGGGUGUGCGGACGCGAAAUGUCAGAGAUGGUAGUGGAAAGUGACCGGGAACGGGGAAG